Messenger RNA from Gorilla gorilla gorilla (western lowland gorilla), 690 nucleotides. Its product is annotated as olfactory receptor 9K2-like. Gene Ontology annotation, molecular function: olfactory receptor activity; G protein-coupled receptor activity. NCBI's taxonomy places the organism in Eukaryota, Metazoa, Chordata, Mammalia, Primates, Hominidae. Bases 4 to 690 code for a protein of 228 amino acids. Gene Ontology annotation, cellular component: membrane. Gene Ontology annotation, biological process: G protein-coupled receptor signaling pathway. The transcript has a single exon. The record is from RefSeq and is a predicted model, not a curated record.
GUCAUGGGUGACAAGGGAACAGGCAACCAUUCAGAUGUAACUGAUUUCGUUCUUGAAGGCUUCAGGGUCCGCCCAGAGUUCUACAUUCUCCUCUUCUUCCUGUUCCUGCUGGUCUAUAGCAUGAUUCUUUUGGGGAACAUUAGUGUGAUGACAAUCAUUGUAACUGACUCCCAGCUGCACACACCAAUGUAUUUUUUUCUAGGCAACCUCUCCUUCAUUGACGUCUCCUACUCCACUGUUAUUGCUCCUAAAGCCAUGGCCAACUUCGUAUCUGAAAAAAAGACAGUCUCUUUUGCAGGUUGUGUUGCCCAAUUAUUCCUUUUUGCCCUGUUCAUUGUAACAGAGGGGUUUGUCCUGGCAGCCAUGGCCUAUGACCGCUUCAGUGCCAUCUGCAAUCCUCUUCUUUAUAGUGUUCACAUGUCAAGACGCCUCUGCACUCAAUUGGUUGCUGGUUCUUAUUUCUGUGGCUGGGUCAGUUCCAUCCUCCAAGUCAGUGUAACAUUCUCAGUGUCCUGUGCUUCCAGAGUCAUUGAUCACUUCUACUGUGAUUCUUACCAAAAUGAAAAGAUUUCCUGUUCUAAUCUCUUUGUCAAUAAGAUGGUAUCUCUGAGUUUGAGUGUCAUCAUUAUUUUGCCUACAAUUGUUGUUAUUAUAGUAUCUUACCUGUAUAUUGUAUCCUCAGUCUUGUAG